This is a messenger RNA of Grosmannia clavigera kw1407, 324 nucleotides long. RefSeq lists its product as uncharacterized. NCBI's taxonomy places the organism in Eukaryota, Fungi, Ascomycota, Sordariomycetes, Ophiostomatales, Ophiostomataceae. The transcript has a single exon. The record is from RefSeq and is a predicted model, not a curated record. Bases 1 to 324 code for a protein of 107 amino acids.
AUGCGUGGUGGGACUAGCUCAGAGCUCUCCUCCCCCGCCCCACCCCAGCUUCCAGCUCAGACCUCUGCUAUGUGCAUAUUUGGCCGGACUCGUUUUAAACGCCGUCUCUGCGUGCUCCGUACUCCGUACUCCUGCUGCACAACAUCGAGGCAUGCCGACAGCGGCGACGAUCCUGCCAAAACACAGCGCAUCUCCGGCCGAGUCGUCCCGUCCACCAGUCGUCGUCAUCCCGCCGCGUCCGUCGUCCGGGCCCUGCUUGCUCUGCACCUGUCGAAUCGCCCCGAGCAGUUCGUCGGACAAUACGCCGUGUUGAGCUGGAGCUAG